GUAGAACCAAUACCUGAGGAUAUGACUUUAGAAAAAGCUGUGUAUGAAGCCCAGCAAGCUAUUAAUUAUUUUUUUAAUAAUGAGUUUCAAAAGGCUAGAGAUAUUAUGGUUCCUUAUGCAAAUUCAAGCAUGUAUCAUAGCAUUGGAAAUGCUGUUUUCAGUUUUCUUGAGGCCAUACUGACUUUUGAGCAUAGACAUAUUAAAUUAGCUUCUGAAGCACUUAAAAAAUCAAUGACUGUGUGUGACAAGUAUCGAAAAAAAAAUUCUUUUGGAAAGUCUUUGGAAAAAAUGGUUAAAAAAAUUAAUUAUGAAAAUUAUUCCGAAGUUGAAGCACAUGCUGAACUUUGUUAUGCUGAAUCGUAUCUUCUUAAGGCUGUUUUAACUUUUAUGGAAGAUGAAACAUUGAGCAGUUUUAUAAAAGCUGGUCUUAAAAUACGUCUUUGUUACAGUUGUUACAGAGAAUGUCAUAAUAUUUUGGUAAAUCGGAAUUGGGAUAAUUCUUCAACUAAACCACAUUUUGAAAGUGGUGUACGAAUGGGGAUUGGCGCUUUUAAUUUGAUGAUAUCAUUACUUCCUUCUCGAGUGAUAAAACUUCUUGAGUUUAUUGGUUUUUCAGGGAAUAAAGUAAGAUUUUUAAGUUUAUAAAUGGCUAUAACGUAUUAAUUUUUAAUU
Molecule: messenger RNA, 672 nt
Organism: Agrilus planipennis (emerald ash borer)
Lineage: Eukaryota; Metazoa; Arthropoda; Insecta; Coleoptera; Buprestidae
Product: tetratricopeptide repeat protein 39B
Exons: 4
Coding region: 22-645 (207 amino acids)
Source: RefSeq, a predicted model, not a curated record